AUGGAGGAAGCAGACAAAAUCUACACGGGGACUUAUAGCGCCCAAGAUACAGCGAAAGUGAAUUCAUCGUUCGUGAUUAGUAUUGACGAUGGCCCUGGACUCAAAUUGGAGCAGUGGGCAAGCGAUUCGCAGGAUAUAUCCCAGGUUGUUAAGGCGUUGAAUGGGAUUGAGACCCCUGAUAUUCAGUUGUAUCCGACGAGAUUGCAGCAGAAGCAAAAUGGAUGUGUACAUCAAUCUUUCCGAGCUGUGUUUGGCUCUACGAGCUCGGGGGGAUCUCUUGGUCUUGUCACUGGGUCGUCGAUUUCUUGGAAAUUGGUGGAUUCGUACAGGUCUGGAAAUAUUGGUGUUGAUGAGUUUUUGUUUGAGUUGGAUGCUGGAACUGGUGAGGUGGUUAGUGUUUCGCCGAGAGCUCUGAGGCAAACCCUCCAAAAAUCUUGA
Molecule: messenger RNA, 438 nt
Organism: Talaromyces marneffei
Lineage: Eukaryota; Fungi; Ascomycota; Eurotiomycetes; Eurotiales; Trichocomaceae
Exons: 1
Coding region: 1-438 (145 amino acids)
Source: RefSeq, a predicted model, not a curated record